AUGUCAUCUCAUCAACCAUCGACGGCAAAGACACCCUCAGGCGGGCAAGACCCGCUAAAUAGCCAGGAAGCUUUCGGCUUAGAGUCUUCUGAUCCAAAUAUGCACACCUACUCAAACAUUUUACCAUCAUGGUCACAAGGCGCGAGAAAAAACGGCUCCUCGAGCAAGUCGAAGCAGGAUUCAGACGACUCGCCUCGAACGGAUCCAAAAGAGAGAAGGCGCGAGCAGAACCGCCUUGCACAGCGAAGGUUUCGGGAAAAACUUAAAAAGCAGAAUAUCAACCGUGACUCGCGCAAUGUCGAGGAUGCUGGGAGCAGUUAUCAAGUCCCUGAAGCGGAUAACAUGGGGCUGAUGGGAAGCGACGUUGCCCCUUUAAGCCUGCCUUGGGAUGGCCUUAACAUAUCCUCCAUAUUUGUUCGCGGGUAUGAUGACACGAGAGGCGGUGGUCGAGUUGGCGCGAGCGCAGAUGCACACCAAUGGAGCGGUUCGACCAUGGAAACCUAUACCUUCGGCAGCGACCCACAGUAUCUGAGCCCAAAAGGCCCUGGUAUAAGCAGUUAUGCUUACACAGAAUCUGGGAGCUGGAAGGGAACUGAAGAUAACGCCGGGGGAGACGAAUCCUUAUACGAGAGCACCCUCUGCUACCACGACCAUCAGGGGUCCUCGGGCUGUUAG
Messenger RNA from Pyricularia grisea, 675 nucleotides. RefSeq lists its product as uncharacterized. The transcript is spliced from 2 exons. Gene Ontology annotation, biological process: regulation of DNA-templated transcription. Gene Ontology annotation, molecular function: DNA-binding transcription factor activity. The record is from RefSeq and is a predicted model, not a curated record. The coding region runs from base 1 to 675 and encodes 224 amino acids. Lineage: Eukaryota; Fungi; Ascomycota; Sordariomycetes; Magnaporthales; Pyriculariaceae.